GGUCUGGUCUGAGCAGCGGCAGAGGCUGUACUAGCAACAGAUCUGCCUGCAAUGGCCCAACCUCCCAGCAGGGGGCAGUGUGGUGCAGUGCUGCCCCAAGGCCAGACUGAUCCCUCCACAGUCUGGGCCGAUCUUCUUCUCUCGAUCAGAACAGCACCAGCGCACUGCAGUCUACCUCGACCUUUAACCCUGAACUGAAACCUGAUGUCACUCUCCAAAUGGCCUUGAGGUGUCACAUUUCCAAGUGACAUGGAUUAAGCAGCUGCACAGAGACUUUUAUUGCCUGAGUUUUUUUUAAAGGAAGGUGACUCUGUCGGUGUCUGUGAUCCAUAAAGUCUGCUUUAACUAUUGCACGGCUUUUAAUUCCAGAAUCUGGGCAAUGUAAUUUAGCCGUGACUGCCCAUGUCCUGGUGUGUCAGCUGACACUGCUUUCAAUCAAGCCCUGAUCUUUUAUUAACAUGCCCUCCGCUUUCCAGUGACGCCUAGCUUAGGGACAGAAACGCUGUGCACUCGAUUAGAACAACAGCUUUCAUAUUUGGACCUACAGCACAUGUCAUGCAGGCCUUGACAGCAAAAUGAAUUUGUUUUUCGUCUGUUGAAAUCAAUGCAGUUCAGCACUGAUGGGUUUCCUUCUGCUAUUGACAAUCCAUAUCAAUUAGUCACCUCUUGAUUCAGGAUUGCACUGGGAGUUGAGUGUCUGGACCAGCUGAGCUGCAAACCUUUAUCAACAAAUGAGCUCAGGUUGCAUUCCAAUGAGAUUAGACUAGGAAGAUCGGUUUACACCAGUGGAGCUCAAGAAUGAGAGGAAAGAGCCAAAUGCUAUUCAGUGAAGUGAUACUGAGACUCUUACCAUGCACAGAGGCACCAUACAAACCAGGACAUGCUGCAGCCUUCUGCUGGUCUCUGCUCUUUCCUUGCUUGUGAACUCUGAGACCAGGCAUCAGGAUAAGCCAAAGCAGCCAGACCACAGCAUCAAGGAGAUACAGAAGCAGGUCAACACGGCCAUCAGGACAUUGCAGAGGAAUGGCUUCUUUCCUUGGCCGAGGGAGCAAAUUGAUCAGAUGGUGCCCAGGCUUCACCUCGGAGUGCUGGAGCUGUGGCUGGAGUUCAGGCGCUUCCAGAGGGAGAAUCAACAGAUGCGGAAGAGAAUCAAGGGGCUGAUGGCUCAAGAUGCGACGUGCUGCCAAGGUUUAGUUUUGGAAAUAUCAAACUUUAAAAACGAGGUGCUUCAGAAAACCCAGACACUUGAGGGUGAAGUGGUCGUUCUGCAGGGGAAGGUGGGUGACUUGGAGGAAACAGAGGAAACUGACAGAACUGUGGAAAAUACUGAAUCCAAUGAGACCACAGACAUGCCAGCGCUACCAGCAGUUACCCCUACCAGCCAACCAGAGAUGGUGUAUACAAGUGUGGACCAAUCAGGAGACACACACGUUACUUCUGUCCAAUCAGAAGGCGGGAUCAACAAUGCCAGUGACCCUUUAGAGGUGGGUGUUGGUUUAUCUGAACCAGAAAUGAAAUCCUGUCACUCAGAGGUUUCAGCCAAUCGUAACUCCCUUGACAAGCUCCGCCUGCGUGUCUCUGACCUCACGCAGCUCUUGAAUGGACACACUGACCUCCUGGCAGAGUUAUACGAGAGACUGUCAGCACUGGAGGGACAUGAGCUGGACCAGCGGCCUUCUGAGUAUGAAGGGAGUGGAGACCACCAAUAAAUGCAACAGCUACCAGGAAAUAAGGCUCCUAUUGCACAGAAGUUUCACUCAUGCCAGACUUUACUAUGAGUUUGAUUAGCCCUAGUGUACAGGUGCAAAGCUCAGAUGUGUCUGAUUUAAACAUAAUAAAAGCCAGGUAUGGAUCAAACUGCUAUGCAACGGGAGUCUUAUUUCCAUCCCUGUUAGUUAUUACUGUAUACAUUAUGUCUUACCAGAAAUAAACAACAGCACUAUAUGUUUCCAUAUACUUUUUUCAUUCCUAACAUUGUGUUUAUUCUGCAACUGAGUUCUGUAUUCUAAUGAUUUUAAAAAAUAAAUAUUAUUGUA
Molecule: messenger RNA, 2036 nt
Organism: Acipenser ruthenus (sterlet)
Lineage: Eukaryota; Metazoa; Chordata; Actinopteri; Acipenseriformes; Acipenseridae
Exons: 3
Coding region: 852-1709 (285 amino acids)
Source: RefSeq, a predicted model, not a curated record